Cutaneotrichosporon oleaginosum is the source of this 1241-nucleotide messenger RNA. RefSeq lists its product as uncharacterized. The record is from RefSeq and is a predicted model, not a curated record. Lineage: Eukaryota; Fungi; Basidiomycota; Tremellomycetes; Trichosporonales; Trichosporonaceae. Gene Ontology annotation, molecular function: oxidoreductase activity.
CUUGGCUGAUAUGCUGAGCCAGUCUUCAUCUCGCUUCGACAUCUUCCACUCCAUCUACUGUACAACAUCAAGAUGCCGCGCGAACUUGUUAUCGAGAAGAUUGAGGGCAAGCCUGGCCAGGUGUACUACCCCCUCAAGGUCAAGGAGGUCCCGAUCCCCAAGCCCGGCCCCGGCCAGGUGCUGGUGCAGUUCAAGGCCGCGGCGCUGAACCACCGCGACCUGUUCAUCCGCCAGCACCUGUACCCCGGUCUGGCGUUUGACACGGCGCUCCUGGGCGACGGGUACGGCACGGUGGUGGAAGAGGGCCCUGGGUGCAAGCGCGGGCUUGCCGGCGCAAACGUCGUAGCCCUCCCCAUGCGCGGGUGGGAGGACGACCCGCAAGGCCCGCCGCCCGGCUCCAACUUCCACGUGUCGGGCGGCACGGUGCACUCGGACAGCGGGUGUGCGCGCGACUACGCCGUGUUCUCGGAGAACGAGGUGGAGCGUGCGCCGGCGCACCUCGACGCGGUGGGCGGCGCGGCCCUCCCCCUGGCGGGGAUCACGGGGUGGCGCGCGCUCGUGACCAAGUCGGGCGCGGCGGAGGCGGGCAAGAACAUCCUCAUCACGGGCAUCGGCGGCGGCGUCGCCCUCCAAGUCUUGCAGUUUGCCGUCGCGCUCGGCGUGAACGCGUACGUCUCGUCCGGCAGCGACGAGAAGAUCGCGCGCGCGCUCAAGCUCGGCGCAAAGGGCGGGAUCAACUACAAGAAGGACGGGUGGGAGAAGGAGCUCAAGGCCGCGCUCCCCGCCGAGCGCAGGUAUCUCGACGCCAUCAUCGACGGCGCCGGCGGGCCCAUUGUGCAGAAGGCUACGCGGCUGCUGCGUACCGGCGGCGUCGUGUCGCAGUACGGCAUGACUGUCGGUCCGAAGAUGGACUGGAUCAUGCCGGCCGUCCUGGCGAACAUCGAGCUCAAGGGAUCCACGAUGGGCUCGCACAAGGAGUUCCGCGACAUGCUCGCGUUCGUGGACAAGCACAAGAUCUCGCCCGUGAUCAGCAAGAGCAUCAAGGGCCUCGACAACAUGGCUGGUCUCGAGGAGCUGUUCGCCGACAUGCGCGACGGCAAGAACUUUGGCAAGCUCGUCGUGGAGAUCGACGCGCCGCGUGCCGCCUCGCCGUCCAAGCUGUAAACACCAUCUGAACUCCCUGUUAGCUGGUUCGCACCAAUGCUGUAUGAACAAGGUCUAUGCAGAUGCCUGAAACCCCG